AUGUUGAGUAUUAAGAGGGUUCCUACUGUGGUUUCCAAUUAUCAAAAAUAUGAGGAUGAUGCUGUUAGUGGUUGUGGUCGAAAUUGUCUCAAGAGUUGUUGCAUUCAAGAGGCUAAGCUCCCUCUGUAUGGUUUCAAAAGAGGUGAUAAGGUUGAUGGAGAGGAGUUGGCUCUCCUUGCAUGCAACGAACGGCGUGUGGCUUUUUUGGACUCGAUUAUUCUUGGACAGUGGGAGGAUCGUAUGCAGAGAGGCCUUUUCCGUUAUGAUGUCACUGCUUGUGAAACCAAGGUGAUUCCGGGUGAGCAUGGUUUCAUUGCUCAGUUGAACGAGGGUCGUCACCUCAAGAAGAGGCCAACUGAGUUUCGGGUUGACACGGUUCUCCAGCCUUUUGAUGAAACCAAGUUCAACUUCACUAAAGUUGGACAAGAAGAAAUCCUGUUUCAGUUUGAGGCUAGCAGUGACGGGGAUGCUCAGUUCUUUCCGAAUGCACCCGUUGUUGUUGAGAAUUCUCCUAGUUUUGUAGCCAUCAAUGUUAGUCCUAUUGAAUAUGGGCAUGUGCUGCUGAUUCCUCGAAUUUUUGAGUGUUUGCCCCAAAGGAUUGAUCACGCAAGCUUUUUGCUUGCCCUUCACAUGGCAGCCGAAGCCGGAAAUCCCUAUUUUCGAUUGGGUUACAACAGCUUGGGGGCAUUCGCUACUAUUAACCAUCUUCACUUCCAGGCAUACUAUUUGAAGCUGCCUUUUCCAAUUGAGAAGGCUCCUACUAAGAAAAUCGGCAAACUAAAUCGUGAUGUGAAAAUAUCUAAAUUGUUGAACUAUCCUGUCAGAGGUCUUGUCUUUGAGGGUGGUCAUGCAUUGGAUGAUUUGGCAAAUACUGUUUCUGAAGCCUGUAUCUGUCUUCAACACAACAACAUACCUUACAAUGUUCUUAUUUCUGACUGCGGAAGGCGAGUUUUUCUCUUACCACAGUGCUAUGCAGAAAAACAAGCUCUUGGAGAAGUGAGCGCUGAGCUUCUGGACACUCAAGUUAAUCCGGCCGUCUGGGAAAUCAGCGGCCACAUGGUGUUAAAGAGGAAAAAGGACUUUAACGAGGCUUCUGAAGCCAAUGCUUGGAGGCUUCUCGCCGAGGUAUCUCUCUCUGAAGCGAGGUUUAAAGAAGUCAAUUCUCUUAUUUUUCAAGCCAUUACAUCUGACAAAAUUGAAGUCACGCACGAGCCUCAGUGCAUAGAGAUAUCAGAUGCAGUAAGCUCAAGCACUACUCAGACUUCUAUGGUGGCUGGUUCACACGAAUGCCUUGUUCUUCAGUAA
This is a messenger RNA of Lathyrus sativus (Indian pea), 1305 nucleotides long. The record is from the annotation of a GenBank genome assembly. NCBI's taxonomy places the organism in Eukaryota, Viridiplantae, Streptophyta, Magnoliopsida, Fabales, Fabaceae.